GGCAGUGCCCGGCACGGGGAGCCCGGGUAGGGCUGGAACUUCUUCCGAACCCGUCCCGUUCCUUUCUUCUGAUGGGAACCACAGAUGUCUUCGUGUUAACCCGUGUUUCCCGUCUCCCCCGUGUGCGGUCCGUGAGCCGAGGGGCGGGCCGGGGAGGGGCUGCCCCCGGCCCCUGCACAGCGGGGCUGCGGCGGACACACGGUGGAUACACGGGCGGCCGCCGCCUACGACCGAGCCAGGGGGACCGGGAGGAGAUGGGGCCGAGGCCGUGACCGCAGGACCCGAGCACCCAUGCCCGAACAAGCAGUUGCUGUUGCUGGAGGUGUAAUAGGAGGGAUCCUUCUAUUUGUUCUCAUUGGAAUAGCUGGAUACCUUCUCUGGAGGAAGUUUUGCCACCUCCUUUCUUAUGAAAAGCUCAUCAGUCCUGUCCAAAUGACAAACACAAAUGGUAUUUUUCAGGAUCAGUCAGCUUCUGAAAUUCAACUGAAAAGCACAAGCAGAUCCAGAAGCGUUCCAUUUAUCAUUCCGCCGACACUGCGUGGGCAAGACUGGAUUAAGCUGACAAAUGAAGAGCAGGUUCAGGAAGACAGUGACCCCUCCAUGAUUGCUCAGUCUGGGCCGCGGUCAUCAUUUCAUUCUUUGGCUGGAGCUUAUGUUGUAGGGACCAUUAACCCAGAGCUGUACAAGUUUCCUGAAGACAAAAGUGAGAUGGAUUUUCCUGAAGGCAACAUUGGCCGCCUCUGGUUCUCCAUGGAAUAUGAGCAAGAGUCAGAAAGGCUCCUCGUCUCCUUGAUCAAAGUUAGAAAUCUGCAGCCUCCUGCUGAUUCCUGUAGUCCGUUUGUGAAAGUCUACCUGCUGCCUGAUGAAAGAAGCUACUUGCAGUCCAAAACAAAACAUAAAACCCUUAACCCACAGUUUGAUGAAAACUUCGUUUUUCAGGUUUCCAGUAAAAUGUUGCUUGAAAGGACUCUGAAGUUUUUGGUUUAUCGUGUUAAUAAACAGAAGAAGCAUCAUCUGCUAGGCCAAGUUACCUUCCCACUGAAAAAUCAAACAUUAACUGAUGACAACAAACUAGUCAUAUGGAGAGAUCUGGAAAAACAAAACUUGGAGCCACCUUCAGAGUAUGGGGACAUCCAGUUCUCCCUCAGCUACAAUGACGACCUGGGCCGUCUCACUGUGGUGGUUCUGAGGGCAAGGGGACUGAAGCUCCAGGAGGAGAGCCACGCUGUCAGUGUGUACGUCAAAGUCUCACUAAUGAACCACAAUAAAUUUAUCAAAAGUAAAAAGACAGCAGCUGUUCUGGGAUCUCCCAAUCCAGUGUAUAAUGAAAUGUUCAGUUUCAAGGCAGAUCAGACAGAGCUGGACACAGCAAGCCUGAGUCUAUCCAUCCUCCAGAGUAUCAAGGGAGAAAAAACACAUCCGCUAGGACGUGUAGUAGUUGGACCUUUCAUGUACGCCCGUGGCAAAGAACUGGAACACUGGAAUGAAAUGAUCAGCAAACCCAAGGAGCUGGUCAAACAAUGGCAUGCUCUCUGCUACAGCACGUAAACAGCACGGAUAAAACAAACAAAACCCCACAAAUAAAUGAGAUAAAGGAUACAAAAUCUGACUAUUCUAUGUUCCUAAUUGGACAAGAAUAAAAUAAACAAAUUCUUUCCUUGACCAAACAGAAAGAUAAGAUUUGGACCCUGGUAGGCCGGAACUCUAACUUUCCUCUCCUCUACAUAUAUUUCCAAUUUAAUUAACGUGGAGCAGAGUAAACAAAACAGGAAGACAAACAUGAUCUCCCAGUAUUAGUUAUUUGACUAGUAAAUUCCCAUUCUUGGUCCUGCGUUCUGGGCACAAAUGAUCAUCCAUCAUGUGGACAGAACCCAGAAUGACUUAAGAAUUGUCAGUAAUGAUACCAGGCAUUACCGUCCACUGCACUGCAUCACCAGACAGAGUAGCUUCACCGACCGGAAUGGAAGCCCAGUAAGCAUGCCAAAACAGACAAGCCCAAAAUAUUCAUAUGUUGACUAAAUUUACAAUUAAUUUUAAAUAGCAGCAUUGUAUUUAAAAACCUCUUCUCAACACGCAUGGUGGACAGCACUAAGUAUUUAUUGAUCAGAAGCCUAGAAGCAGCUGUUCAUAUCCCUCAACACAGUGUAUGUCUUGCAGUAAUUCAGUUAGACGUUUUCAGCUCAUCCCAACGUACAACACUUGGUGUUGGCACUAAAGGAGAAGCAUAAAAGAAGUCCUAAAGUGACAAAUUACCAGAAGCUUGCAGGAGUACUAGAGUACUAGCAAUACAACAGACCUGUUCCAUCCUUGUAUUUCUCACUACACAUCUCUGCUGGAGACAGCAUUGAUUGCAAGAACCUUGGGUUUGACCAUUCUCACAUUGCAAACCCAAUUAGUUUAAAACAGACCUAUGUCCUGGGCACUUCGUGGUAAGAGUUUUCUUUGUUAAGUAACUUGCUGUUCUGUAAAAUCUUUCAAAGCAAUUAUUUUUAAUCAAAAUAAAUACGACAUACUUCUCUUCU
Messenger RNA from Columba livia (rock pigeon), 2522 nucleotides. Its product is annotated as synaptotagmin-15. Gene Ontology annotation, molecular function: phosphatidylserine binding; clathrin binding; syntaxin binding. Bases 292 to 1548 code for a protein of 418 amino acids. Gene Ontology annotation, cellular component: exocytic vesicle; plasma membrane. Lineage: Eukaryota; Metazoa; Chordata; Aves; Columbiformes; Columbidae. Gene Ontology annotation, biological process: regulation of calcium ion-dependent exocytosis; calcium ion-regulated exocytosis of neurotransmitter; regulation of dopamine secretion. The record is from RefSeq and is a predicted model, not a curated record. The transcript has 8 exons.